GUCAUAAACUAUCCGGGGCGACCCACUAAUGCGAUUUCCUUACUCUUAUUUUCUUCGUUCAUCGUUGUUAUUGGGGCAUUUUUUUGAGGUUGAAUUUCUAUUCUCUUGCGGUGUUGUCAUGGGCAUUGUCAGAUCAAGUAUGAUCUGACCGGAACGGCGGUUUCUUGACUGCCAGUUUAUUCAAACGGCACGAGAGUAUUCUACGCGCUCUAUGGAUCAAAUGACGAGUCUCGAUUCUAGAUCAGGGUGGUUCAACGCUUUAUGCUUGCUGUCUUUUAUUCGCAUCGGCAGUCGAGAAACGAAAAUAUGGUGUGGAUUUCUGCUGCAUUUUCAUUUGCAGACCGGAUUGGUGAUGGUCAUCUUUCUUUCGCGUCGGUGGUUUAGUUUUAUUGUUUUUCCUGCACAGUGUUCUUAUAUCUCGGGUGGUUAUCUGUCGUUUUUUUUUUUUUUUUUUUUUUUCUUUUUUUUGUCAUCUGUCGCAUUCAUGCUGAUGUCUACAUGCUGGGUUCAAAAGGAGGUCGUCUCAUUUCUUUUACCAUUUCCUUCUAUCUCUUUCUGAUUUACGCGCGGUGUCCAUCUAUCUGUUGUGUUCUGAUUUUACAUCGUUGAUGCUUUCUAUUUCUUUUACUGUUUUUCGCAUUGCAUUCGCCAAGUUACUUUUACUUGAUUUGAUGUGUUUUC
Aspergillus glaucus CBS 516.65 is the source of this 681-nucleotide messenger RNA. RefSeq lists its product as uncharacterized. The transcript has 3 exons. Lineage: Eukaryota; Fungi; Ascomycota; Eurotiomycetes; Eurotiales; Aspergillaceae. The record is from RefSeq and is a predicted model, not a curated record. Bases 212 to 559 code for a protein of 115 amino acids.